Messenger RNA from Condylura cristata (star-nosed mole), 3956 nucleotides. It is a transcript of the gene FGF1, whose product is annotated as fibroblast growth factor 1 (acidic). The transcript has 5 exons. Gene Ontology annotation, cellular component: cytoplasm. The coding region runs from base 581 to 1048 and encodes 155 amino acids. The record is from RefSeq and is a predicted model, not a curated record. Lineage: Eukaryota; Metazoa; Chordata; Mammalia; Eulipotyphla; Talpidae. Gene Ontology annotation, biological process: positive regulation of cell population proliferation; cell differentiation; positive regulation of gene expression. Gene Ontology annotation, molecular function: fibroblast growth factor receptor binding; growth factor activity.
GGUACACCAGCAUCAGACACACUGCUGGGGGCCCCAGAAGGAGGCAAUUCUCUGCCUCCCUCCCUGGGUUCCAGGAGGCUGAGAACCACCUGCAUCAGGGCUGGUGUGCUGUGUGGUGUACACACAGCCUUUCUCGUGAGGUUCCCUGAACUCCACUCACUCGAGAGGGAGCAGAAGAGAUAGGUCAAGCAGAUCCAGCAGCCUGGACUCCGGGGGGAAAAGAGCAUCGCCUCCUUUUGCAGGACACUCCCUUCAGAUGGAGAAUGGAAACUCCCUUCCUCCUGCAGCAGCCAGUCCGCAGCGGUCCUGGUAGGUCAGUGUGGAAGCUGUAGGCUAUUGCAGCUGCCGAGGCCCCAGAGAGAAAGUGCCUCAGAGCCAAAGCCAAGAGAGCUGCAGGACUCGUGAGAUUCAAAGCCAGUGUGGGGCUGCUGGGAAAGCAGCUGCAGUGUGGUGACAGUGACAAACGCACAGCAGAGCACUCCGAGUGGAUACCCUUUCCCCUCACACAACCAGAAAGGCGCAGUCCUCAGCCUACAAGCUCUUCAGUCUUGGAAGCACCAUAACCAGUAGCAGCUAAGCCAUGGCUGAAGGGGAAAUCACAACUUUCACCGCUCUGACUGAGAAGUUUAAUCUGCCGCCGGGGAAUUACAAGAAGCCCAAGCUUCUCUACUGUAGCAACGGGGGCCACUUCCUGAGAAUCCUUCCAGAUGGCACAGUGGAUGGGACAAGGGACAGGAGCGACCAGCACAUUCAGCUGCAGCUCAGUGCGGAAAGUGUGGGGGAGGUGUAUAUAAAGAGUACGGAGACUGGCCAGUACUUGGCCAUGGACACCGACGGGCUUUUAUACGGCUCACAAACACCAAAUGAGGAAUGUCUGUUCCUGGAAAGACUGGAGGAAAACCAUUACAACACUUACACUUCCAAGAAGCAUGCCGAGAAGAAUUGGUUCGUUGGUCUCAAGAAGAAUGGAAGUUGCAAACGUGGUCCUCGAACUCACUAUGGCCAGAAAGCAAUCUUGUUUCUCCCCCUUCCAGUCUCCUCUGAUUAAAGAAACCUGUUCUGGGUACCCGUCACUCCAGAGGUGGCUGAAGGGGUCCUCACCCAAUUGAUCCCAGAUUGUUACCCUGACCAUUGGCUGUGCUAACCCUUGGCCUACAAAGUCUGAAUUUGUAAGCAAUGCGCUUCUCAAUGCUCAGUUCACCUUUUUGCAGAGCCCUUUACCCCAGCACAGUUUGGAAGAGAGGGAACAAAUGGCUUCUAAGGGGAAAGUGGCUGGCCAGUCUGGGUCUCCUUUAUAUGUUGGGUUGCCUCUGGACACCUGCAGGCUGAGCCUCUCAAUGCAAAGACAGGGCCAAAUGAAGUGUGGUUAAGGGGGUCUGCCAAGUGGAUCAUGAGUAACUGCAUACAAUUCCCUCUACUGAGUAAACUCUACUUGUAAUUUUCCCUAAAUCGCUGAUAUAACUCCCUUUUGUCCUUUCCAUAACCAGCAAAUAUCAGCAGACAAGCUCAUAGCUAGACAAGAGUUAAUCAGCAUUCCAUGAGUAGAAAUACGGUCAAAGAAAUCCCCCAAGAACAGAAGAGAUUAAUAUAGCAAGGGGAGAUUGGAUAUUGGUGGAAGCCUUAUAAGGAUGAGAUCUCAACUCAGAAUAAGAGAAGGAUGGGAAGACUGACGAUAGGAAAGCAGAAGAAAUUCAAGGACUUGGGUUAUUACUUGUAGUCAAUACAAGGCCUUGACUUCCGAAGGUUGUUGGGCCACAUGCUGCCCCUGGAGGAUGUGAGGUGGAGAGCCUAAGAAGUGGAUUCUUGAUCAAGUCAUUGAUCUUGGAUCUUGGUAAAGUCUUCUGGGUCUCAGGAUGGCAAGAAGGGAUGCUGUCCUUGGAGGACUUUUAGACAUGAGAAGGAAAAAGAAAGGGACACCAUGAUUUUCACUCAAUCACAGGAGAGCAGAGAGGGUCUGGGGCCUUAGGGCAGUGUUCAUAGUCUUACGGGAUUUUGUAUGAAUAUAGAUUCUGGGUCAGUGAAACUGGGUGGAGUUUUUUACAUGUCUAACAAGUUUCCAGGUGUUGUAAAUGUUGCCACCUCUCCCAAUCAUACUUUAAAUUUCAAAGUCCUUAAGAACAUUAUGCAAAGAAAGGGGAUUCAAAUCCCUCCCCUCCACUCACCACACCUCCCAAACUCUCUAAUUCUUUUUAGCUUCACCUUUAAAAUGCACAUCCCGAGAGUCUUCCUAAGCUUUUAGGCAGCAUUGACAGCAGUUCUACUUGCAUUAAAGAAGCAUGGAUUUAAGGGCUUUGGCCCAAUGCCUAUAAAAUGCCCAUUUAGAAGAUACACAAAAAGCAUACUGCAAAAAUGCUAAACCCUCACAAACAGACCUCCCAAGAGACCAUUUGUGUUCUGAUUACUUGUAUAAAUAUGCUUUCUGCUUAAAGUUGACCCAAGUGGCUAGCAAAUUAGAAACACCAUUCAUCUCUGACAUAUGAUACUGUUGCCAUGUAACGACCUUUAAUAACCCAUUUAAAUUUACUGUGAGACUUUAUGUUCUAAUCACAUUAAAAAAGACAUAGCUCAAAGGCAGUUAAACUGAUUAACAUUCAGUCAUUGAGAAUGAUAAUAAGAUAAUAUAAGCUAAUCAACUAUUUACUAUUUACACUACAUUUAUAAAAUGAGGUUUUUCUUUGUUUUCUACUAUGCUGCUACAAAUUUUCCUUUGAAAAUGGGGACUCUUAAGCAAUGAUAAUUGUGGAUAAAACUGAUGAGAAAACUAGCUCAUGUUUUAUAAGGAACUGAAAUGAUUGUUAAUUAAAAAUAAUUCCCAAGUAAUUAAACUGUCAUAUUUAGAAAAUGACAUUUUGUGAAAGUUCAUAACAGCCCUGCAAUUUAGUAACUGAACUAAGUCAAAGUUAUGGUUAGUAAUACCAUUCUACAUUCAUACAACAAAAACGAUUUCAUGACUUUGGCUUGUUUUUGUAACUUGGGUAAGAUGAGUGCAUUUUAUUUUAGUAAAUCUUUGCAGGCAAGUUGGGAGCAGCACAGUGAGGCUUAACUUCACUUUACUAGGAAAAUUUGGCCAGACAAAGGUACCCAGAGAGGAAAUCCAAGAUACUGAUAAUAGCCCACAAUUUUCAGUGUCUGAAUCAAAUUCAAGUAUAACACUGGCCAAGAAAAAUUAAAUGCUGUUGCUAGUUGAUGAGAAGGAAGUCUGUGGUUUCUAAGACCCAAAGUAUUAUGGAAGAAUAUUACUGUGACCUCAACAACCUCAUCCCAGUCAUCAUUGGUGUAUUCAUUCAAUUAAUAUGUAAGAAGCUACUAUGUUCCAGGCACUGUAUUGAGUACUGGAGGCCCUGGGAACCUGUCUGUCUGGUUUGCUGCUGUAUUCUCUCCCAGGGCAUUAUGUAUAUGAUGAAAGAUGCUGUGGAUUUUUUUUUUUUUAUGGUCAGUCAAGUAAAAACACACUUUGUUUAGUUCUGAAUAAAUAGCAAGUCCCAGACCCCAGUUCUGGAAAAAUUACCAACCUUGAACACAAGAUUAACUCCUACUCAAAAUGUCUGAGGACAUAGCAAGGCAAAUUUAGUAUUUCCAAGUGUAGAACUGGACCUGUCUCAGGAGAACAACUUUAAAUUCAGAAAGAAAGCCAGUCAGCUCUCAUAAGAAGGGAGGGGUUAACUGUUCCCCACUUCAGUUUCAACAUGCUCUAGUCCCUCAAAUAUGGAACAUUCCUGCUGUACUUAAUCUUCUUGAGUAAAUCCUGUAGCCAACUACCUGUCAUACUCCUAUUGUAUAGAUUCAUUUUCAGGAUAACUGUUUUGAGCUGCUUGAUAUUCUGCAUAAAGCAUCAAGAACACACAUGGUUUUGAAUGUUUGUAAUGUGGUGGAGUUAGUAGUGACAUUUCCUUGGAAGGCAAGAUAAUUAAAGCCACCAAUGGCCAAGAGUGUGCAUUAAUAAAAAACUGACUGAG